AUGAUUUUAUUGACGAUAUGUCUGACGGGAGUGCAAAUCACAUGGACCGUUGAGUUGGCGUACGGAAAUCCGUACCUCCAGCAGCUCAACUUGCCCCAUGCAUUGUCAGCUUUGGUGUGGUUGGCAGGCCCACUAUCCGGUCUCCUGAUUCAGCCGAUCGUUGGCGUGUACAGCGACAAGUGCAGCUUCCGUAUCGGUAGGCGGAGACCUUUCAUGUUAGUUGGUGGCCUGAUUGUGCUUGCGUCGAUCGCCAUGAUUGCGUAUGCGCCGGAGAUAGCGCAACUCUUCACAGGGUCGAAGGAUGCGAAACGAAACGAAGUGUUGACAAUCAUGUCAGCAGUUUUGGGAUUCUACUGCCUGGACUUCUCAAUCAACGCUGUUCAAGCAUCAUGUCGCUCUCUGAUCGUUGACGUAGCGCCCAUACAUCAACAAGAGACGGCGAACGCCUGGGGCGGGCGAAUGAUAGGAAUCGGAAACGUAGUGGGAUACUUUCUUGGUUUUUUGGAUCUCCCCCGGUUCUUCCCGUUUUUCGGACACGGUCAGAUGAGAGUUUUCUGCUGGCUUGCGAGUAUAUGGUUCGCGCUGUCGCUUGGAGCCACGUGUUUGGCUGUCCAGGAGAAGCGCUAUGUCCCGAAACGAGCGGAGAAGCUGAGGGCUUGGUAUGAGCCUUUGCUGGACAUAGGCAAAGCGAUGAGGGGUAUGCCCGAGACUAUACAGCGCAUCUGCUUGGUGCAGUUUUUCGGGUGGAUGGGCUUCUUCCCGUUCCUUUUCUACAGCACAACAUGGGUCGGACAGAAAGCCAUCGGCAUGCAUAAGGGUAUAGGAGAUCGUGGAAGAGACAGCGACGAAGCGACACGAGCAGGCUCCUUUGCCAUGUUGAUGUACUCCCUCAUCUCCCUCGCGACCGGCUUCCUUCUCCCGAUGAUCACGGUCCGCCGUGACGAAGACGACGGACGCUGGGUGGACUCGCACCUGCAUCCCGUCCUCCAAAAGCUGAAAGCACUGCACUACAAAUACCUCCGCCUCCCCGUCGUCUGGGCGUUUGCGUUCUGGUUCUUUGUGGCCCUCAUGUUCUCCACACUCUUCAUCAACUCGGUGCUCGCCGCCACCAUCGUCAUCGCCUCCGUCGGCGUGUCGUGGGGAAUCAUGCAGUGGGUCCCCUUCACGCUACUCGGAGAAUGCAUCAACUAUUACAACGACAACCGCACCCUCCCCCGCGAAAACCCGAGCAGCGCCCAGGGCUCCUCCGCAAAUCUCAUCAGCGGGUACGGCAGCCUACCCCGCAUCGACGACGACGACGACGAUGACGACGAUGACCAUAUACCCCCGUACAUCGGCGCAAGCACACAAGGCAUCGCCCCAUCCCCCCGCGCCUCAUCGCCAACCCCAACCACAAACUCCACCGAAUCGCUCGAAGCAGGCAUGGUCCUUGGCAUUCACAACAUCUACAUCGUCAUCCCGCAGUUCUUCUCGACAUUCAUGUGCAGCGUCGUGUUUACCGUCUUCCAUCUCAUCGAGAAAAGAAACGCGCCGGGGGAUAAGGCGGGGGAUAAGGCGGUGGAUGUGCUCGGCGACUUGCAGCCGGAUCCGUAUGACUCUGUAGGGUGGGUGUUGAGGAUUGGCGCGGCGUCGGGGAUCAUUGCUGGAUUCGUCGCGCUGAGAGUCAAGGAGGUGCCGCGGAUUUCGGGGAUGGGAAACUCGGGGGUGUUUGCUGCUGGGCAUUGA
Fimicolochytrium jonesii is the source of this 1725-nucleotide messenger RNA. Its product is annotated as major facilitator superfamily domain-containing protein. The record is from RefSeq and is a predicted model, not a curated record. Bases 1 to 1725 code for a protein of 574 amino acids. The transcript is spliced from 5 exons. NCBI's taxonomy places the organism in Eukaryota, Fungi, Chytridiomycota, Chytridiomycetes, Spizellomycetales, Powellomycetaceae. Gene Ontology annotation, molecular function: sucrose:proton symporter activity. Gene Ontology annotation, cellular component: membrane.